Molecule: messenger RNA, 1785 nt
Organism: Mugil cephalus (flathead mullet)
Lineage: Eukaryota; Metazoa; Chordata; Actinopteri; Mugiliformes; Mugilidae
Gene: tmem33
Product: transmembrane protein 33
Exons: 8
Coding region: 96-827 (243 amino acids)
Biological process (GO): endoplasmic reticulum tubular network organization; membrane organization
Cellular component (GO): membrane; endoplasmic reticulum
Source: RefSeq, a predicted model, not a curated record
CAUUUCAGUAUCGAUCCGCACAUCGCAAGUUGGCUGUAUCCUAGCACACGACGGGGCUGUUCGACGUCUUAGCACCGUAACUCACACUCCCAAAGAUGGCUGACACAAACAACCAACCGGGGCCUCUGCAAUUUUUAAUGAGCAAUAAGCUGGAAACUGCUAUGUGGCUUUCACGGCUCUUCACCGUCUACUGCUCUGUAAUGUUUAUUCUACCAAUCUUGGGACCCUAUGCAGCAGCUAACUUCUAUCAGAGAGCCUUGUUAGCAAACGCCCUCACCAGUGCCCUUCGCUUACACCAGAGGCUUCCACGCUUCCAGCUGAGCAGAACCUUCCUGGCUCAGGCUCUGCAAGAGGACAGCUGCCAUUACCUCCUUUACUCACUCAUCCUGGUCAACUCCUACCCCAUCACAAUGAGCAUCUUCCCAGUUUUCCUCUUCUCACUGCUUCACGCAACUACCUACACAAAGAAAGUUCUUGACUCCAUGGGCCCCAGCAGCCUGAUGUUUAUCAGGAACCUCCUGGACAAACUAACGGCCAAUCAGCAGAACAUCCUCAAGUUUAUCGCCUGUAACGAGAUCUUCCUGAUGCCCGCCACAGUUUUCAUGCUGUUCAGUGGCCAAGGAAGCUUGUUGCUGCCUUUCAUCUACUACCGGUUCCUGACUCUCCGCUACACAUCCAGAAGAAACCCAUACUGCCGCACCUUGUUCACAGAGCUGCGAAUUCUCCUGGAGCACUUCAUCAUGAAGCCCGCCUGUCCUGCCUUCUUCAGGAGGAUGUGCCUCAGCAGUAUCGCCUUCAUCAGCCGCCUCGCGCCGACAGGGGUCUGAUCACACUACGUAGAAAAGCUCUGUUCUCCUCACGUUUUGUUUCUUUUUCUUUUUUUUUUUUAACCAUGUAAGAUGUGACUUAAACUUUGAUGGGACAGACAUUGCCAUCAACGGAAGGAACAGUUUUUUGAAUGUCAACUUUAUGGCCUGUGCUCCAGCUCCUCUGCAUAUUUGAGUACAGUUGAAGACCAGCCAGUCAUGCACUGAAGUCUCAUGGUGAUUUUUUUUCUUAAUGUGACCACGUUCAAGCGGUGGAUGCCCCUCACUGUGUCACAUUCACUGAACAAAACGCAGUCGACAUCAGCUAUGUUCCUUGUGUAUCGGCUGUCGUAGUUUUUUUCCCCCUCUGUCAUUAUUUAUUCUUGAAAUUUGCUUAUUCUAUAAUGAAACAUUAACAUUCUAAGAAGAGUAACUUAAUGAAAACAUGCUUAUUCAUAAUUGAAAAAAAGUCCUGUCUUUAAAUAAUCAUAUUGUUCUUUUGUUUGCUGUUUCUACCUUCUUAUUUCUUUUGUGCUGAUUUGUCUUAAUGCCUGUCUUAACAACUUUAAACUUAUUCUAUUAAUGCCAUCGACUCACUCUUUCACCCACACGCAAAAUCCAUGUAGCUAUGACGUCAAAAUGGACGACAAGCUGAGAAUUAAACUAUCUGCUGUAUUUUUUUUUUUAGAUUAUUUAAGGGUACCAGACGUUUUGCUCAAAGUUUCAUAUUUGAAAUGAUUUGCACGAUACAUGUCAAGCUGUUGAAUGCAUUACUGUUGACAUUGUCCUCAGUUUGGAAGCUGUUUUAAAUUUGUGUUAUUCAUCUUUUGUGUUGCUCUAGCUGUCCUGCUUAACGCAUGCUCUGAUUUUUUUCUUUCUGCCAUGUUACAUGUUGUUUAUUUGCCUACAGACAAACCACAUUUUUAUGAUGAGAAUAAAGUUAUCUCUUAAUUAAACUUAUAAGAUAUCAAAGAAUGGA